Fonsecaea pedrosoi CBS 271.37 is the source of this 1164-nucleotide messenger RNA. RefSeq lists its product as uncharacterized. Gene Ontology annotation, biological process: tRNA wobble uridine modification. The transcript is spliced from 2 exons. Gene Ontology annotation, cellular component: elongator holoenzyme complex; cytoplasm; transcription elongation factor complex. The coding region runs from base 1 to 1164 and encodes 387 amino acids. Lineage: Eukaryota; Fungi; Ascomycota; Eurotiomycetes; Chaetothyriales; Herpotrichiellaceae. The record is from RefSeq and is a predicted model, not a curated record.
AUGUCCUUCCGCAAGCGCAAUGUAGGCCUCUCAGGCUCUACGAGAUCCGAAGGAUCUGCAGCACAAUCCAGCGCCAAAGACCGAGUUCAGCUGCCUGGCGUACGGCCUUCACCAUUGGACGGACGGCCAACAACUUCUACUGGCACCGCCAGCCUUGACAGCGUCCUCGCUGGACAUUCUGGCCUCACUCUCGGGAGCACGAUCCUGAUCGAAGAAAGUGGAACGACCGACUACGCGGGUGCUCUCUUAAGAUUCUACGCCGCAGAGGGUCUUCUCCAGGGUCACCAUGUCCACGUCGUGGCACUCCCUGAGCAGUGGGGUCGCGAACUUCCAGGCGCUGUCGGCGAGAGCGAGAAAAAAGAGAUACCCGCUGAAACAGAGAAGAUGAAGAUUGCGUGGAGAUACGAGAGCCUGGGGCAAUUUGGUGCAGGCGCACCCGCAAGAGAACGUCUUCAGCCAAAUGCAGGUCAACCAGGUCUAGACAGGCUACAGGGACCACCUGCUUCUUUUUGCCAUACAUUCGACUUGACGAAGAGACUCGUUCAUCCUGCCUCGUCUAAGUUGGAUUUCAUUCAAUUAGGCACGAACCCGACACACUCGCCCUUCGCACCUGUUCUCGACCGGCUGAAUGCCUCUGUCAUGAAUUCCGCACCGGAAACAGUCCACCGCAUCGUCAUUCCAUCCCUUCUUUCACCAGCGCUUUAUCCCCCUUGGUCGAGUCAACCACAGAACAUCCUCCAAUUCCUGCAUAGUCUUCAUGCUCUCUUCGCGGCACAUCCUGGCCGGCUGACGGCGGUCAUGUCACUUCCACUGUCACUAUAUCCACGUUCUUCCGGGCUCGUUCGUUGGAUCGAGCUGUUGAACGACGGCGUCUUUGAACUGUCCCCAUUUCCGCAUUCGGCGGAGGGAGAUGCGACACCUGCUCGAGGUCCCUCUGGUGUAGCUGAAGAGCCCCCUCAGGGUUUGUUGCAAGUACAUCGCCUUCCGAUGCUCCAUGACCGUGGGAGCGGACUUGGCACGUUUGAGACCGACUGGACCUUCACGUUGAGCCGGAGAAAGUUCACAAUCAAGCCUUUCAACCUGCCCCCUGUCGAGGGUGAUACAGGUGCUCAACAGGCGGCGGGCCAGGAGCAGAAAGGGAAGAAGGCCGAUGUGGAAUUCUAG